Molecule: messenger RNA, 4620 nt
Organism: Suricata suricatta (meerkat)
Lineage: Eukaryota; Metazoa; Chordata; Mammalia; Carnivora; Herpestidae
Gene: NIF3L1
Product: NGG1 interacting factor 3 like 1
Exons: 14
Coding region: 266-1399 (377 amino acids)
Cellular component (GO): cytoplasm; mitochondrion
Source: RefSeq, a predicted model, not a curated record
UCCCCCCCCCCCGCCUUCUUCUUGCAAUGCCAGGAGUCCCUGCGGGGUACCGGAAGUAAUGCUCGAGGAGCGUUCCCGGAACUGAGAGUGUGCAAGCAGGGCAUAGGGGCAGAGGGAGAGAAUCUUCAGCAGGCUUCGUGCUCAGUGGGGAGCUCAAUGCAGAGCUCCAUCCCACGACUCUGGGAUCGUGACCUGAGCUGAAAUCAAGAGUCAGACGCUCAACCAACUGAGCCAACCGGGCACCCCAGUUUCACCUGAUUUCUGUAUGUUGUUAUCUCGUGUACGCCACAUUCCCACAAGAGUCCAGUUUGUUCAUUCCCAGAUCUGCAGUUCUUACCGUUCCUUCAUGGAUUUGAAGGUUCUCCUUUCCUCCUUGAAUGACUUUGCAUCCCUCUCACUUGCUGAGAGUUGGGACAAUGUUGGAUUAUUGGUGGAACCAAGCCCACCACACACCGUGAACACACUCUUCCUUACCAAUGACUUGACGGAGGAAGUGAUGGAGGAGGCGCUGCAAAAGAAGGCAGAUCUCAUUCUCUCCUACCAUCCGCCUAUUUUCCAACCCUUGAAGCAUAUAACCUGGAAAACCUGGAAGGAGCGCCUGGUGAUCCGGGCCCUGGAAAACAGAGUCGGUAUUUACUCUCCUCACACAGCCUAUGAUGCUGCACCCCAGGGAGUCAAUAGCUGGUUGGCUAAAGGCCUUGGAGUUUGCACCUCCAGGCCCAUUCAUCCUUCCAAAGCUCCCAACUACCCGACGCGGGGAACGCACAGAGUAGAGUUCAGUGUUAACUGCACCCAACACCUGGAGGAAGUCAUUUCUGCAGUGAAAGAAAUUCCAGAUGUUUCUGUCACUUCUUUUUCUACUAGGACUGAUGAUGAAGAACAAACUCGGAUUAGUCUGAAUUGUAGUCAGGAGGCUUUGUUAGAGGUGGUGACUUUUCUUUCCCAGAACAGACAAUUCUAUCAGAAGACUGAAAUUAUGUUACUGGAGAAGCCUCUACUUCCACAAACUGGGAUGGGACGGUUGUGCACACUGGAUGAGCCUGCGUCCUUGGCAACCAUGAUUGAGCGAAUCAAAAGGCACCUCAAACUAGCUCGUGUUCGCCUUGCUCUUGGGGUAGGAAGGACCUUAGAGUCUCCAGUUGAAGUCGUGGCCCUGUGCGCUGGUUCUGGGAGUGCCGUGCUGCGGGGGGCAGAGGCUGACCUUUACCUCACAGGUGAGAUGUCCCAUCAUGAUGUUCUGGAUGCUGCAUCCCAAGGAAUAAGUGUCAUCCUCUGUGAACACAGCAACACUGAACGAGGCUUUCUUUCUGACCUUCGAGUUAUGCUGGGUGCUCACUUGGAAAAUAAGAUUGAUAUUAUCCUGUCAGAAAGAGACAGGGACCCUCUUCAUGUGAUAUAAAGCAUACAGGAACAACAGCACGACACAGUCGACACAUCAGUUUGCUCCCUACUUGAAUGCAUAACGGGAAUCAGAAUUAGUAUCUGUCUGGAAGAGUGUCUUAGAAUGUACAUUUUUCCUGGUUUGUAAAUCUGCUUCACCACAUAGUCUGUAGCUUGUAUGGAAAAAGCAUAAUGUAACUACUAUUAAUAAAUAUUCAUUAUAAGAUGAAUUAAGAUUAUGAUACAAUGUGAAGUACAUAUUCAUAAACUCCAGGAAGAUUACCUAACAUUCUUGGUAAGUAGCUUCUCCUUAGCUUAAUUAUAUAUGAGAUCUGUCAUUUGAGACCUCUCUGCCCUUGGUUAGUUUAAAAACUUGAGAUGGAACCCUGAUUUCUAGGUAGCCUUUAGGGGGCGUUAAGGUCUGUCUGUAUAUUUCUGUUCACAGAUCACUCUCACCUAAAUUUCAGAAUCAGGAUUACGUUUUUUGUGUUUUUUCUUAAGAUACAUGAUUAUUUAUAACUAUUGUUUCAUUGCUUUUGGGUAACUCACCUGAAAUUUUAUUAGUAAUACAUAAAAGAUGGCUAGCUUUCAAAAUAAUACCAGUUAUCAUAUAAUAUUAAUUCUGUGCUAGGCCCUCUCAGGGCUGUUAUAAACAGUUUCAAUCCUUAUAAAUAAUAUAGAUAUUGUUAUUUCCAUUUUACAGAUGAGUAAACUGAAACAGAGGUUAAGGUGUUUACCCAAAGCCACAUAGAUGGGGAGUGAAGGAGUUAGGACACAAAGGAAACCUGGGCUCCACAGUCUGUGUUCUUUACAUCUUAAUCAACAUUGAUGAUAAAACUGAUACAGGAGUUAAGUAAGGAAUCCUGAAGGAAAAGAAGCCUGUUUUCAGUGUUUUAUCUGGCUGGUAUGGAAGGUUUUACAUUUGAAUGCUUGUAUUCCUAUUUCCAGUUUCUCUGCUGAGCUUUUUUCUUUGGUAAUGAUGAAAGCAAAUCUUGUAAAAUGCUGUCUGAGAAAAGAUUUUACAUUUCUUUUGUAGGACCCUUUUUCUACCAAUCAUCUCCUGGAAGAUUUGUGAUCCUGCCUUACAAAUGAUUCUUGGUUGUUGUAAUAUUGAUUCACUACAGAAAUAACCAAUAGGACUGAGCCUUAAAAAAAUGCCCCCAAUUAGAGAGUCUUUGGAGGAGCCGAGAGAGGAGGUGGGAGAAUCAGCAAAGCGUCAGGAGCCAAGUAGAAUGCUUAGACGAGGGAUGGUCGAUGUCAAAGUAGAGAGAAUGAGACAGCAGACGGCUUUGAGAUACCAGCUUAAUGGCACUUGCCUAAGUCAUUGUUUGUGUCCUGUGUGCUGGGCCCAUAGAGAAGUGGGGAGAAUAGGACAGAAAUUCGGAUGAUACUUUCGAGUAUACUGUAAUUAACUCUGCUAAGGAUAUGCAGAGUGUUUACAGGGAAAGUUUUCUGAGGAAUGAGGAUAGGAUUCAGUCAAGAGGUACAGCUUGAACAAACACCAAGUAAAGAGAAACCACACGAUGCCUGGAAGAAGCCCACGGAAUUAAUUUGUUGGCCGAAAGCAGGAGGCAUGGAAGGUGUGGUUAGAGAUGGUGCUUACGAACUAGCCUGGAGCCAGUAGUUUCUCAGACUUUUUUUCUCUUUAUGGCGCACUUUAAGGCAGGACAUUGUUUCACAUUGACUCGCGCUAAAGGUUGUAGAUGAAUUCCUUUGGAUAGAGUUCCAGAAGGGACUUAAUGGAUCAAAGAAUUCAUGAUUGGACAUACUAAUUGCUAAAUAGUUUCUUUUUUUUUUAGAGAAGGACAUUGGGGUGCCCAGGUGGCCCAGUUGGUUUUAGGGGCCACAGACCCUCAUGACUUUGUCAUCUCUGUUGGCUACUCAGGACUAGGCUGGAAGAGUCUUCUCAUCUAGAAUGUAGGAAAAUACAUUCUGAACAAUGUUACUGGCUCCACAUUUGAAUCGGGGAAAACAGACUUCUAUAAACUUAAAUGGCACAUGGCCUAAAUGGAUCCUUGUGACCCAUCAUAGAACCUCCAUUUGUUUCCUACAGUUGACCCAAAGGUGUACUUGUCCUGAAGUAAACAAGAGGAAUAUCAUAUCCUGGCCUACUUAAAAAGAAGCUUUUUUUAUGGACUUCUAAGGAAAAUCUAGGAGUUUAAGGAAGAGUUCUAAAGAAGAAUCUAAGGAAAGAAAAUGCAAUUAUUAUUUACAAGGAGUACUUGUAAAGUCCUUACAACACAAAAUACCUGUGCAUUAAAAAGUAUCAAAGUGGUAUAGGACAAGUCUAGCUGAUCCAGUAGACUGCGGAAAGUACCCAUAUGAUCGAGGACUUCUUCUGUUAUAGAAUUCAGGAUCUAUAUCAUGAAAGUGCAAGAGGAAAGAAGCCAUUGAUGACAACAUGAAUGGAAUCUUGCAGCACAGCGGAUCGAAACCUUUCUAGUAAAUCUCUUUUAGAACCCAAACCAAAAAGCACAAUGUUGAACCCCAGGCUGUUAGGAAAGACAGCAUUCACGAAGUUAAAGUUCAGUACCUCUUACUUAAUUUUGAAUCAAGUUAUAAAAAAAUACAGAAAGAACUAGGAUGACUAAAGAACUACAUUUAUUCCCAAUUUAUACAAGGACAUCGACAUGGAUGUUGUAUGCCUCCAGUAUACAGUGAUGUAACUGUAUGUGCUGCUGAGGAGUGAAUCUGGGCUGGAGAUACAUCAUGGAAGUUAGUCACAUGCAAAAAGCAAUCAAAGCCCGGAGAGUCAAUGAGAAGAUCCUGAACACCAAAGCACCGGGGGGCGGCGGGGGGUCAAGCUGAAUCUCAACUCCAUGAUUGUUUACAGAGGCCCAUCAGAAACAUUUAUGUGAUGCUCUGUAGCAAUGAGAGGCAGCCUAGAAAUAGAAGAAAAGCUAACCCUCAAAGUAGAGAUUAGCAAGGUAGCAGCAGCAGAAAAAAGUAAGGGAAUUCAGAGAGUUGACGGUUCUGUUGAAGUAGUUGACUGAGGUCUAGGCUGGGAAGCAAAGCCAAACAAGUCGUCAGAGGUGACAUACUGGAAGGAGGGACUGGUGGGUGCUGGGGGAGGGAUCAGAGUAAAGAGCUACUUUACAAAUUUAUGAACAACAGAUCUAUAAAUAGUUAUUAAGAGAAGCUGAGGUCUUAGCAGGGGAGAUAGGCAUAACCCUUUGCUGUACUACUGGCAAAAGAAAGCCAGGGAUCAAUUGAGGAAAAUUAUAUCAAUUUCUAGUUUUA